Poecile atricapillus (Black-capped chickadee) is the source of this 4796-nucleotide messenger RNA. It is a transcript of the gene ZC3H12D, whose product is annotated as zinc finger CCCH-type containing 12D. The transcript has 5 exons. NCBI's taxonomy places the organism in Eukaryota, Metazoa, Chordata, Aves, Passeriformes, Paridae. The record is from RefSeq and is a predicted model, not a curated record. Bases 239 to 2101 code for a protein of 620 amino acids. Gene Ontology annotation, cellular component: nucleus; cytoplasmic ribonucleoprotein granule. Gene Ontology annotation, molecular function: mRNA binding; RNA endonuclease activity; metal ion binding. Gene Ontology annotation, biological process: 3'-UTR-mediated mRNA destabilization; nuclear-transcribed mRNA catabolic process, RNase MRP-dependent.
AACAUUUGCAUGGGACACUCUGGUGCUUUUAUAAUUAAGAACGGACCAGAAAAUUGCUUUAAUGCUGAGAGAAGACAGCUAAUCUGCUGGUCUCUGCUGUGCACUAGGCAAAGAACUGAGAUGACUGCAUGCUUUUCCUUAAUGCUUGUGUUUUGUUGUUGCUAAUCUUUCCCUCUCUGAAGCUGAUGCCUGUGGGAUGCAGCUGGGAAGACAGAUCACCAGGUUUAGAGGAACAUAAAUGCCCGCUAAAAUGGCACUGGCCAGUUCAAUUCCUAGCAAAGCACCACCACCACUCUCCAGAAAAGUUUCUGCAGCAGGGGUGGAAGUGCACCAGAGCAAGAUGGAUUUUUUCUGCAAGCUGGGCUAUGGUAAGCAGGACAUCUGCAAAGUGCUGGAGAACCUGGGCCAAGAGGCCCUGGAGGAUGAUGUCCUGAAAGAGCUGAUUCGGAUGGGGAGCAAACCUCAGGCUCUGGAGAACCAGGCUCAGCCUUCCCAGCUAAAGCUGGUUGCCCGUGGAUCUUGUAGCAGCACACAGGGGCUGAAGAGGCUUGGAGAAGAUGAAAGUGAUUCUUCUGAUUCCUUGAGACCCAUUGUGAUCGAUGGCAGCAAUGUUGCCAUGAGUCAUGGAAACAAGGAGGUGUUCUCCUGCUGGGGGAUCCAGCUGGCAGUGGAUUGGUUUCGAGAGAGGGGUCACACUUACAUCAAGGUUUUUGUCCCACUCUGGAGAAAGGAACCCCCUCGACAAGACAGCCCCAUUGCAGAUCAGCACAUUCUUGAGGAGCUGGAAAAGCAAUCUAUCCUGGUCUACACACCCUCUCGGAAGGUGAAGGGCAAGAGGGUGGUUUGCUACGAUGAUCGCUACAUAGUGAAAGUCGCUUAUGAGAAAGACGGAGUCAUUGUUUCCAAUGACCAUUACCGGGAUCUCCAAAAUGAAAACCCCGAGUGGAAAUGGUUUAUUGAGCAGCGACUACUCAUGUACUCUUUUGUCAGUAACAGGUUUAUGCCUCCCGAUGAUCCACUAGGCCGGCAUGGACCCACCUUAAGUAACUUCCUCAGCAAAAAGCCAGUGCUUCCUGAAAGGAAAUGGCAGCCUUGCCCUUAUGGUAAAAAAUGCACCUAUGGCAAUAAAUGCAAAUUUUACCAUCCAGAGAGACAACAUCAAGCUCAGCUUUCAGUCGCUGAUGAGCUCAGGGCCAAAACAAAGGUCCCGAUAGCCCUGGGGAAGGAGGAGGAGAGGCGCCAGUGCUCACCGUACGAAGCCAGAGGAGAGCCUGCACCCUGCAAUGCCUGCACAGAACCUCUGCGGGAAGCCAGAGGCUGCUCUGGGCCUUCCUGCUACCCAGGCGGGUCCCUGGAGAGCUGCUCUGAGCAGACAUUCUGUGCCUGGGCCGGCAGCCCUGCCUCUGACCUGGGGCUGGAGCAGCGCUUGCCGCAGGCGGAGCCGCUCCUGGAGGAGAUGUCAGCGGUGUCCAUCGGUGACACCUACGGCUGCAGCUGGUCCUUGUGCCCCUCUCAGGACCGGGGGGUCACGGACAGCCCUCAGCCCUGCGCUGGCCUCAGGCACAAACUGUUCUCACUUCAUCACCCUCAGAGCCUGGAGCAGGCCGGCUCACCCAGGUGCCCUUUCCAGCUCCGAGCGCUCCCAGCUGUGGCAGGCGGGAUGUGCGGGGAGCACGGCUGGGCUCAGGAGCGCCACGGGACCGGCCACGGGAGCCACUCCGCCCCUGCUGCUGCUCAGCACAUGCAGGGCCCGGAGAGCCAGCACGCUGCUUUGCUGCAGGCCACAGCUCUGUUCCCUGACAGCCUUCCCCUGUACGGGGAGCACCAGGCACAGCAGCACUGCUGCAUCCCCAGCCGGCCCCCAGGGCAGCCCUUUCUGCCAGAUUCCAGCAAUGGAACGGGCUUAUUCCACAAAGCCCAUGCUUACCCCAGUGCCUCUUACAGGGACUACUGGCCCACCCCGGCUGCGAGGCUUCCCUCUGCCCGGCAACUAAACACACACAGGGAGCUGUGCUCCCCUUAUCCCUACUGUGGGAUGAGCCAGGCCGUGGCUUUGUACCCCAGUAUCCAGGAUAAGGGGACUGGAGCACCUCCCCUAUGAAGAGAGACUAGGGAGCUUGGGGCUGUUCAGCCUGGAGAGGAGAAGGUUGCAUGGAGACCUCAUAGAAACCUUCCAGCAUCUGAAGGGAACCUACAAGGAAGCCAGAGCAGGACGCUUAAUCAGGAACUUUAGUGAUAGGACACAGGGGAAUGGCUUCAGACUGAGAGGGGGUAGCUUUAGGUUAGAUUUUAGGAUGAAAUUCCUAAUUGUCUGGGUGGUGAGACAUUGGAACAGGUUGCUGAGAGAAGUUGUGGAUGCCCCGUCCCUGGAAAUGUUUAAGGCCAGGUUGGGUGGGGCUCUGAGCAAUCUGGUCUAAGUAAAAGAGGUGUCCCUGCCCAUGGCAGCAGGGAUGUUGGAACUGGAUCAUCUUUUAGGUCCCUUCCAACUCAGACAAUUAUUUCUGUGAUUCUAUGAUAUUGCCUGCUGGACUUUAAUGAUUCAAAAACACAGAAACUUCUGAAACCUCCAGAGCAAACCAUUUUCAGUAAGCACAAAUCCUAGGGCAAGAAGAUGCUAUUCUGAGGUUUAACUAAGUGUUUGUAGAGGGUGUUAGGGCAAAGAUUACAGCUGCUCCAGGAAUACAAGUAUAAACAUCAAAUCAAGGCAAAGGCUGUCAUCCGUGGCCAUGGGAUUGCAUUCCACCUCCCCUGAAAGAGAGCAGGAGAGCUCGGGGUUACUGGGCUGUCAGCAUUUGAACCUCACUGGUGACUGGAUUCAGGAUGGCACAGAUUUUCAUCAACACCCUAAAAAAUCAGAUGUGUUUUUAGAGUCCAAACCUGUUGUUCAACUUCCAUAAAAGAGCCGUGCUCCCCAGUCCCCAGGAGAGGGCUCUCCCAGGACCUGCCUGUCCCUCCUUGCUCAGCCAGCACAGAAGAUGAUUUGGCCCCUUCCCCUAGCACAGGGCUGUGCUCUCUGCUAGAAGGCAGCUUUGGGUCCCUGUCAUCACCUGAUUCAAGCCCAGCCCGCUGUCAGUGAGCUUUCAAAGCUCCAUCUCGUGCUUCUAAAGCAGUGCUGAGAGCACACAGAGCCACCAGCAGAGGGGCUGGAGCUGCACCUGAAGGAAGACACAGGUAUAUUUCUCAGAAAAGGGAUACACACAGCAUAAAUCAAGUCAGGGAAGGCAUCUUCAGUGUAAGUCCUGGUGUGGACUGAGGGCUUGGGGUUGGUAAUUAAAAAGAUCCAGAAGUCCAGAUGAAGCUAAAGAAAGAAAGGGGAAAAAAAAAAGCAAAAAGAAAAAGCAAAAAAAAAGCUCUUAAGUGUCUCCUGUAUUGAGCAAGAAAUCUAUUGUUGACUUAACCCUAAUUACCCAGUGUGGCCCCAUAAUGCAAUUAUACUGUAAACUAUGUUCUGUUAGGACAUGUUUGAUUUUCAGUAAGCUGUAAAGCUGCUAAUCUCUGCAUUAUUCCACUGAAUGCUUCAGGUUAUAAUUCAAAUAGUCAGGUUGAUCCUGGAGGUUUUUGGCAUUAUACCAAAGUUUAAGUAUGUCAGUAUGACAUGUUUUAAAAAUGCUUUAACACAUUAUAGAAUGUUCAUCUAUAACACUUUGUUCUCAAUAAUGUCUUAAUUUUCUGGGUUUUGCUUAGGUGGUGGGGUUUUUUAUUGUUGUUAUUUUGUUUAGUUCCUGGUUUUGUUGUUUUUUAACUCAAUCCUCUUAGAACUGAUUCUUCUACAUUCAGGUGGGAUUUUCAAGCUCUCUAAUCCUGCAGUAUCUCAUUUCUCUGAAGUGCAGUGUUGUUAGUUCCAGGCAGGAAUUAAACACAGUCCUCAAUGAGAAGUUGUAAUUCUGUUGCUUUCACAGAGGUAGCAGUAAUUUACCCUUAGUGAUAUUUUCACAUGAUGCAUUUUUUGAAAGCAGUGAUAGUCUGACCUGUUUCCCUCUGGAAACAACCAUCAGCUCUGUUUUUUGGUUUUUGGGUCUUUUUUUGGUGAUGGUUUUGAAGAAUCUUCAGAAAAUAAGUAUACUGUAGCUGUUCAAUUUCUUAUGUUAUGCCCCUGUGGUUGGCUCAAAGAAAUAGCAAUUUAGAUUUUGGAGGCAUGACUUAUGUUUACAGAACAUGGCAAUUUUUUUCCAUAUGUCCUAUGGAUUGUUGAAGUGGCUCAUAAAUUUAUCCACUACCUCUUAGAUAAAGGUUAGAAGUUGUCUUAAAACAAAACUACGAAAAAAAUUCUCCGAGAUAUGCCUCAAAAAAUGCUGCAGACAAAGUGUGAUGCCGAAUGGAAAAAUACCUUCCACCCCCUCAGACAAAGCAAGUCCCAAAUGGCAGCAUUCAGAAAACACACACAGCAAUGGAGCAGGAUGUAACUGCACAUGUCAACAUUAAUUUUUGUGUCUGGCAUGCAUAUUUCAAUACACAAAGCAUUGAAAAAUCCAUAGGAAAGUUGGCACACUGCCUUUAUAUGGUGCCCUUGGCUUGCUGGAGACAUGCAUAAACUUUUCUCCUUUGAGGAUGCACAGGAAUUUGGUGGUUGCUCAAAACCCUCUCAAUGCUUAAUAAUUUUUUUUCUUUUAAUUUCUGUCAUAUUUACUGAGGAAUCUUUUUGUAAAAUAUAUAGAAUGUGCACUCUGCUGAGAAAGUGUCUGAGAAAAUAAAUCAGACUUUGGUGCUAAACAGAACUUGGUUUCUCUUGGCUCUUGAGGCAAUCCCAGAGCGUUUUUUCUCAUGGGGAUUUUGUUGGAAGGGCACUCAGCAGCAGC